GAGGAGGGGUUAAGAGCCCGGGGCUCUAGAGGCAGAGAGCAGUGGAUUCAAAUCCUGACCUUUUGGUAAAAUUAUUCAACCACUCCGUGACUCAGUUUACCUAUCUGCCAACUGGCGACAAUGGUACGUUCGAGGAUUGUUAGAAUAUCGUAAAGGGCACUCACGCACUGCCUGGCACCCAGGCAGAACUUCAUCCUACUAUUAUUGUUGUUAUUGGUAGCUUGGGGGCGGGACGCUGCCACCGGCCUCCCCAGCGGUUUCCUGUGAGGGAGCCGGCGGCCCCGCGGGCCUCGCUCCCCCUCCUCCCAGUCGCUCGCUCCUCUCCCCUUCCUCUCCCGGCCCUUUUCCUCCCCGCCUCCCCCCGCCCCGCCCCGCCCCGCCUCUUUCCUCGGAGGAAACUUUCCGCUGGCUGGUCCAUCGGCCCGUGUCCGGCCCGCGCUGCCGCGGCCUGGGAGCCGAGAGGGGCAGGCGGGGCGGCCGGGACCGGACGGGGCGGCAGCGGUCGGGUCCAGGGUGUAUGCGGCGGCCGAACGCGCCGGGGCCGGCAGCGGGGAAGCGGGGCGCUGACGGCUGGCCGGGGGGGCUGCCCUUCCACCCCCGGAGCGCAGCAUGGACGCCCCCCGAAGGGACAUGGAGUUGCUCAGCAACAGCCUGGCGGCCUACGCACACAUCCGCGCUAACCCCGAGAGCUUUGGCCUCUACUUCGUGCUGGGAGUCUGCUUUGGCCUGCUGCUAACGCUGUGCCUACUAGUCAUCAGCAUCUCCUGUGCGCCCCGCCCGCGGCCCCGGGCCCCUGCUCCGCGCCGGGACCCCCGCAGCAGCACCCUGGAGCCCGAGGACGACGAUGAGGACGAAGAGGACACGGUGACGAGGCUGGGCCCCGACGACACGCUCCCAGGCCCAGAGCUGUCCGCCGAACCCGACGGGCCCCUGAGCGUCAACGUCUUCACGUCGGCGGAGGAGCUGGAGCGGGCGCAGCGCCUGGAGGAGCGCGAGCGGAUCCUGAGGGAGAUUUGGCGCACCGGACAGCCGGACUUGCUGGGUACUGGCACGCUGGGGCCCAGCUCCACGGCCACAGGCACCCUGGGUCGUAUGCACUAUUACUGACCCGUCCCGCUCCCGCUUCGAGGCACUCUGAGUACUGGUCAGGGGCGUGAACUCAGAGCUGCCCCAGGACGUUGGAACUGCCCCUGCCUGCGGUGCUAUGGAGGCCCCACCCCCCACAGCUUCCUCAGUGCUGUUGCGCAUGGAUUCCCCACCUUCCGGGACCCCCAGUCCUGCCAGAAAGCCCGUGGGGGACGACAGGACACAGGAUCCCCAGCCUCUCUCUGGGGACCGGUUAAGAGAUGAAGUGACCAAUGAAAACUGCAUUCUCAGUGA
Herpailurus yagouaroundi (jaguarundi) is the source of this 1380-nucleotide messenger RNA. RefSeq names its product eva-1 homolog B (gene EVA1B). The record is from RefSeq and is a predicted model, not a curated record. The coding region runs from base 610 to 1107 and encodes 165 amino acids. Lineage: Eukaryota; Metazoa; Chordata; Mammalia; Carnivora; Felidae. The transcript is spliced from 3 exons.